UGAUGACGUCACGGCAUCGCGCCGCUCUCACGUUCGUGAGGAUCCGAGAGUCUGGAAAUAAACCGAAAAUAUUGACACUUACAAUUAAAAACACAAUAAACAAGUGGCCAUAGUCAUGGGGACGACAUUCGAGCAGAUGAGAGCGAAUGUCGGCAAACUUCUGCGCGGCAUCGACAGGUAUAACCCGGAGAAUCUGUCCACGCUGGAGCGAUACGUGGACACACAGGCCAGAGAAAACACCUACGACCUGGAGGCCGACCACAAACUCUCUCUCAGUGCAGUGGACCCGGAUGUGUUGUGAUGUAUGGAUCUUCUAUGUUCUCCGUUCAUCUGUCACGUCGUGGGAAUCACGUACCAGAACAUCGAGCACCGGCUGCUGGCUGAGAUGCUGGGAGAUCCUCUGGGUGAGACUCCACACACACACACACACACACCUGAUGAUGUUAAUCUCACCACAGACACCCAGGUGAAGGUCUGGAUGAAUAAGUACGGCUGGACAGAGAAUGAAGAUGGACUGAUAUUCAUUCACAGUCAGGAGGAGAGCGUCAAGCCCAAGAACAUCGUGGAGAAGAUCGACUUUGAGAGUGUGUCCAGCAUCAUGGCCACAUCACAGUGAACACACACACACACACACACACACACACACACUCAAUCUCAUGCCUCAGUUUCCUCUUGAUUUAAUUU
Carassius auratus (goldfish) is the source of this 684-nucleotide messenger RNA. RefSeq names its product eukaryotic translation initiation factor 3 subunit K-like. The transcript is spliced from 5 exons. Gene Ontology annotation, cellular component: cytoplasm; eukaryotic translation initiation factor 3 complex. Bases 305 to 616 code for a protein of 103 amino acids. NCBI's taxonomy places the organism in Eukaryota, Metazoa, Chordata, Actinopteri, Cypriniformes, Cyprinidae. The record is from RefSeq and is a predicted model, not a curated record. Gene Ontology annotation, molecular function: translation initiation factor activity.